Molecule: messenger RNA, 887 nt
Organism: Coregonus clupeaformis (lake whitefish)
Lineage: Eukaryota; Metazoa; Chordata; Actinopteri; Salmoniformes; Salmonidae
Product: U6 snRNA-associated Sm-like protein LSm3
Exons: 4
Coding region: 77-385 (102 amino acids)
Biological process (GO): mRNA splicing, via spliceosome; P-body assembly
Cellular component (GO): U4/U6 x U5 tri-snRNP complex; catalytic step 2 spliceosome; Lsm1-7-Pat1 complex
Molecular function (GO): RNA binding
Source: RefSeq, a predicted model, not a curated record
UUGCUUCGCAGUCUACUUCUGUGAACAAAUCGAACAUACCCUUUCACCACAAGGAAUUCUGGGAUAUUGUUAAAAAAUGGCGGAUGAAGUUGAACAGCAAACGACCACCAACACAGUGGAGGAGCCCCUGGAUCUGAUCCGGCUCAGUUUGGAUGAGAGGAUAUAUGUUAAGAUGCGAAACGACCGAGAACUCAGGGGCAGAUUGAAUGCCUACGAUCAGCACUUGAACAUGAUCUUGGGAGAUGUGGAGGAGACGGUGACAACAGUAGAGAUCGACGAGGAGACGUAUGAAGAAAUUUAUAAGUCAACUAAGAGGAACAUCCCCAUGUUGUUUGUGAGAGGUGACGGAGUUGUCUUGGUAGCUCCUCCACUCAGGGUGGGCUAGCAGCUCACCAUGUUCUGCUGCGUUCCUGGAUCCUGAAGGAUAAAAUGUUUUGUUGACAAAUCACAGAUAAUUAUUUAGUCGUUACAUUUUGUGAGUUUUGAAUGACCAAUGGUUUGAAGUUAAUGCAGAAGUAUUGUUUGGCCUUGUAUUUUAGUUGGAUCGCUGUGGGAAUUGUGUAAAACAUUGAUAUUCCCCCAUAAUAUUAAAUGCAUAAACCAAGGUAAUGGUUUAAUUCAGGAUUUAAAUUGUUCCAAAUACCACGUCCCUUCCCCAACAUUUUUAGUUUAAUUUAAUUUCACAAGCUCCACUGUACUGCACAGUAUUUUAAUUUCUGUCAAAGUUGUGCUCAUUUAUAUUUUUUGUAAUGAACAUGUGAACUAUGCUGAGACAAGAAAUGAUGUCCUCAGAUUCUCCAGUAUUCGUUUUGUUAUCAAAUUCAGUCUGAUGUUCACCUGAAUAAAAAAGUAAAACCAUGUUAAUAAAGCUCAGUCUUGACUAUUAA